AUGGCCCUCGCUAUGACGCCGCGCGUGCGCCUGCCGGGCUCUUCCAAAACUGCCUGGACCUGGGGCAGCACGGCCAACUCGAUGAUCAUUCCGCAGCCCUUGAUGGGCUUCUACUGGAACAUGCCUGACGACGCACCUUGCCUCCUUUCGCUGGACCACCAAGUGAAGCAGCCCAGGCGCGUGGACCUCGCCACCACUCCCUACCGCACCAUCAUUGCCUGGGAUGCCGACUCGAUUCGCACCGGUGCCGAAAAGCUUCGCGCCUCCCAUGCCGACGUGGUAUCGACAAUGACGCGGCCCAAGACAUGGGAAGACCUGUACCAGUGGUUCGACAGCCAUGAUCUCUGGCAUGUGGGCGCCUGGAAUCUCUGGCAGGUUGCGCAUUACCUGUGCGACGAGAACGAGGCCCGACUCGGACUGUCUCGUGCCGACGAGGAUGCUGCCAAGUUCGACGAGAUCGCCGCCUGGGCGUACCGCUGGUGCACCCGCGCGUCGAACCGUUGCAGGCUGGCGACCUGGAACCAGACCGGCGACAUCCUGGCCAUCUUGGCCCCCGCCGAACAAGCCGAAAUCCGCGACUGCGAAGAUAGAGAUCUCGCCGUUCUUCGAGGUGCCUUACAUCACUGGUACAUCGAGUACGGCCCGAGUCGCUCGCUGGCUGGCGGUGGCAUCUCGGCGGACAUCCCCCAGCCCUCCCUGCGAGCUUUCUCGGUGGAUGACAACGAUCUAUCGUUGCCAACCUUCUCGUGGCCGCGGCAAGCGUCGCAUGGCCACGUUCGGCGUCGUUCUGACUCGCUCCCGGCCACGCCAGCCCGGCCGGCAACUGCCCACCCAGAGGCCAGCAUGGCGAGCUGGUCGCGCCCGGCCAGGAUUCAACCUGGCGCAGUCGUUGACGCCAGCCCCGAUGCCGAGCGCGCGAGAAGGGUGCGUCAUCAGGCUUCCAGAUCUGGCCCGGUCCGUCCCGUCAUGACGGCCGACUCGUCGCCGACUCGCGGUGCCGGUGUGGAAAACUCGGGCCCGUCUCGGCUGCCGCGCCGGAGCCGCCCUCAAACCCAGGACCGCUCCACGUCGGCCAGCAUGCAGCCUGCUGCGGCCAAGUCGCCCAAUGCCCCCCAGCACCCCCCGGGCACCCCUCGCGACUUGCAUCAGGCCGGUCUCGAUAACAGCGACAUACGUGAAAUCCUAGUUGAACACUUCAGUCGCUGGGGUCACGUCGAGGAUUGCCAGUUGAAAGUGCCGGCUGGUCGCAAGAAAUAUGCCUUCGUCCGCUACACCAGCGAAGCGAGCGCGCAACUAGCGGUCGCCAGGGCAGCCGAGCAGAAGGAGCACGUCCAUCCGGACGUCCAUCCGAUCUUGGCCGACGCGAAAGUCACCCACCCGUGGUUUUCGAAGUUCUUCGUGCCCAACUCCGGCGCCCCGCCGCCACGAGGCCGCCAACACUCGCUCGCCGCCCAGUGCCAGCAACCAACCCGGCCGGUCAACAGCACCUGGCGCCCACGUGAAUUUUCUCGCACGACGUCGCAGUGGAGCGCCGGCUCGUCGACGCUGCCAGCCACCCCAAGCCGCCACCAAGAGCUGAAGCAGCCCGUUGCCUCCCCAAUCGACGCGGGGACUGCUCGUAUACCGGGUCGGGUCAAUAGCUGGGUUCAUAACUCUGUGCAGCAUCAGAACGUUUACCAGCGUACCCCUCCUCGUGGAUGGGCGAUUCGGACGGCUUCCUUCCCCGGACCUGGCGGCCCAGUUCAUCCCCCUCGCGCGCGCUCGCCUGGUGGUCAUUUCGGCCCACAUCCUCCGAACGGCCCGCCCAACAUGCCCAUGCCAUUCGGCCUAAUUCCUGUUCCCCCGCCCCCGAAUGUGUUCUUCGGCGUUGGCCCACGGCGGUUCCCGAGGUACCCUCCAGUCGUUGAGGGCCCUCCUCCUGCCCCUGAGACUCCUCGGGCCCAAGCUCCUCAAUUUUCCUCCCAGCCGCAGAAUGACUGCUCUCUUACCCCCUCACCUGCGGCUCCCGAGGGCGAUACUGCCGUGCAGACCAAGCCGCCGUCUGAGGCAGUUGUCUUCUCGGAAAACUAUGUGCGCCAUGGUCACGUCAAGGACUCGUUGAGCAACUCACCUUCACACACCCCCAUCCGAGUCCGUUUCCCAGGCACAUCGCCCGAGAAGAACCAGACCGCGCCAGCUCCCACCGCGCAGCAGGACGACUGUCCCGUCUUAAUGCCCAGCGCCAACCGGGUUCACCUUGACAGCCCCGUGAGGCGCAUCACAUUCGGAGACUUUGGCGUGCAUUCACCCCUGGGCAGCCCUACCGAGCGCGUUCAUAGCCAUGCUGACAACGAGCACAAGGACAAUGGCACCGCUUUGCAGGCCGAGCCGCACGAGCGCGAUGGCAAUGGCGCCCCUGCACUGGCCGAGCCCUCUGAACCCAAGAACCAUCCCGACCCCAACGAGAACUUCGCUUGGCAGUUGGAAGAGCCCUCCCGCCGCGCCACGGGAGAUGUGCGCCUCGAACCAGACUACUUCAACUCCACGGUGCGGCGCAAUCCGCAGGCGCGCCGGCCGGGCCAGAUUCCUCCCUGGUGGAUGGCGCAGAACACCCACCCUUCACAGUCCUGGGACCCUAACCGGGCCGCAGCAUACUGGCCGCCGAUUCCUCCCCCGAUGCCGCCUUACAGCGUGUUGUUCUACAAUCCCCGCCACUACAACAACCACCGCCCGGCCUAUCCACACCUGCACCCACAUCCACAGGCACACCCGCCCCAUCCUUUCUUCCAACCGCAGGAAGAAACUCAAGGUCUAGCGGGCCCGGCGCAGCCAGUGCCACCCCACCAGGGCCGCCCCAAGUCUAAGAACAAACCCAACAACAAACCCAUCCCUAACCGCGGCACCACCCCGACCCCUACCCCGCGUGCCCAGCUCAAUGAGACGGGCACCACCAGCACACUCGGCACCCACGCAGCCGCAAUCGCGCUCAGGACCGCGCUCACGCCCACCAACAACCAGCCCGCAACACGCGAGAGCACCACGUCCGCCAGGAGCCCCGCUCGCAGCAAGUGGAAGCACAACAAGACAAGCACGAACAAAGACAAGGGAAAGGAUAGAGGCUCGCACUCGCAGUCCCAGUCCAGGUCGCAGCCGCAGUCGAGAUUGCAGUCCCGCCCGCAGUCCCGAUCGCAGCCUCGGCCCCAUUCCCAGCCCCAGUUCCGGUCCCGGCCGCAGUCCCGAUCACAAUCUCGGUCCCAGUCCCGGUCGCAGUUCCGUGCGCACACCCCGGCUGCCAGGCCCGGAUAUGGAUCCGGACCUGUACCUAGGCCCAUGUCGACACCAGCGCUGGCACAGGCACGUGGUGCUGUGCCGCCUGUAUCAUCGUCGGCAGUCGAGGGCCCCCCGUCAUGGGUGCAAGGCCCGGCCGCACAACCCACCGCCGGUAGCGGUGCCGGUGCCAGCCGGGUAAUGCUGCCCAACGGCGGCAACGGUGGCAGCAGUGACAGCAGCAGCAGCGCCGCGGUGGCGGCGGGAGGUAAAGGAAAGGCUCGCGAUGACAGCGGCAACGGCGGUGGUAACGGCGGCGGCGGCUACCGUGCCGACGCUGGCGGGUCGCUGCGGGUGCCGCGGAAGCGGUGGGGGAAGAAGUCUGCUGGGCGGGUGGAUGUGAGGGGUGUUUUUGCGGAUCGGGAGGAGGAGGAGGGUCCGGCGCAGGGAGAGGGGGAGUAG
Molecule: messenger RNA, 3708 nt
Organism: Thermothielavioides terrestris NRRL 8126
Lineage: Eukaryota; Fungi; Ascomycota; Sordariomycetes; Sordariales; Chaetomiaceae
Exons: 3
Coding region: 1-3708 (1235 amino acids)
Molecular function (GO): RNA binding
Source: RefSeq, a predicted model, not a curated record